Sparassis crispa is the source of this 933-nucleotide messenger RNA. RefSeq lists its product as hypothetical. The record is from RefSeq and is a predicted model, not a curated record. The transcript is spliced from 7 exons. Lineage: Eukaryota; Fungi; Basidiomycota; Agaricomycetes; Polyporales; Sparassidaceae. The coding region runs from base 1 to 933 and encodes 310 amino acids.
AUGGAGUUCGACACGGAAGACUACUUCAACGAGGACCAGAGAGAUGUCCAUGUCUGGUGCUCUAGGGUAGAUAUUGACUGCAUGCUGAAGCUUGUCGCUGUUAAUGUUUUCUAUCAGUGGUUGGCCAUGAUCAUUAACCUCAACCGGAGUUCGCAGUUUGAUACACUAGUUCUUGUGCCAUGCAAGGAUCCCAGGCUGUUGUCCAGGACUAAUCACCGUUCAUUCUUUUCUUCUCCAUCUGUAGAUCAGCAUCUUCCUCAGGAUUCCACCGCGCUACUCAAUCCUGGUCAUUAUGCACCCUACAAGUUAUCUGACGACAAUCUGAUCCCUGUGAGCAUCGAACUGCACAAAUUACUCUGUUCUUCAAAGCACGAGCAGCGUAGAGGCCCCUUAAAACCUGCAUCCAGCGCAAGUCCAAGUCCCAAGAAUGACUCAGAACGUCGUAGUAACAAGACACGUAAAACAGUACGAUGCCGAGACAAGAGAUGUGUUGUCACCGGCGAAGAAGCUCUUCGACGUAAUCGUGGCUAUAACUUCACUGGGCUAGAGGUGGCCCAUAUUUUCCCUCUAGCUUUCACAGGAGACGCUACUGCUAUGGCAGCAAUGCCACAUGAUGUGGCAGAACAGUUGAAAGAUUAUAAAUCUGCAGAUAAACCGGAGAAUGCAAUGCUUCUGAGGGCAGAUGUCCACAAGCUGUUUGACAAUUAUCAGUUCGGCAUAUGGCCUACAGAUGGAACAUUGUACCGGUUUGAGAGGUCCGGUGCUCCUGUCAUUGGACGACUUCCCAGUGACGACGUCUCUCAAGAGUUGGCCGUUCUGAAAGCGCAUGGUAUAUCCAGCCAGUUCUUUAUUGAACAUUUCCGUGUCUGUCUUUCGUGGCACGUCAGGGGUCAUGGCAGACGCAGAGGUGCCGACGAUCUGCUGGAAUUGUAG